Messenger RNA from Macadamia integrifolia, 1854 nucleotides. Its product is annotated as probable pectinesterase/pectinesterase inhibitor 51. NCBI's taxonomy places the organism in Eukaryota, Viridiplantae, Streptophyta, Magnoliopsida, Proteales, Proteaceae. Gene Ontology annotation, biological process: cell wall modification. Gene Ontology annotation, molecular function: pectinesterase activity; pectinesterase inhibitor activity. The transcript has 2 exons. Bases 143 to 1738 code for a protein of 531 amino acids. The record is from RefSeq and is a predicted model, not a curated record.
CCUCGAAUUCCACCGAACUUCACUGUGCAUCUCGUGACCGGUGAUUCCUACCCUCUAGAUUCUAGCCUCACAGCCCUACCUCAACCAUAUAUAUAAAUUCCAGUACCCAAUAUCAAAAAUUCUCCGUUUCCACUUCCUCGUCAUGGCUUGCCUCUUCUCUCUCGCCUUCUUCCUCUUCUUCUCCCUUUCCUCUGCUCAAUCCCCUCCUGAUCAGAUCAUCCAACAAGCCUGCAAAGCCACUCGCUUCCCCGACUCAUGCAAGGCCUCGUUAACUAAGUCGUCAAAUCUGACCCAGAACUCGAAACCCAUCGAGAUCGUCCAGGCCUCCAUAUCGGUCUCCACCCAGAACCUGAAGACCGCACAGUCCAUGGUGAAAAACAUCCUCGACAACUCUUCCGACAACCAGAACCGCUCUAGGACCGCCACGAGCUGCCUACUAGGGCUAAACAAUUCGGAAUUCCGGCAUUCAUCCGCCGCCGACGUACUUCCACGUGGUCAGAUCAAGGACGCCCGGGCGUGGAUGAGCGCGGCCCUUGGCUAUCAGUCCGGUUGCUGGUCGGGUCUCAAGAACGUCAACGAUAAUGAAAUAGUAAAUCAAACGAUAGCGUUCAUGGAGUCGUUGGUUGGUUUGACCAGCAAUGCCCUCAGCAUGAUGAUCUCCUACGACCUCUUCCAUGAUGAGCUCAGCUCUUGGACACCUCCAUUGACGGAGAGAUCAGGGUUCUGGGAGGACGGUGUGGUAGGCGGGUCGGAUUCUGGGUUCAAGAGAGGUUUUCCGUCUGGGAAUUUAACGGCGGAUGUAACGGUCUGUAAGGAGGGGGUGAACGGCUGUUACAAGACGGUGCAGGCAGGGGUAGACGCUGCACCCGAUAACCAGGUAGGUCGCAGGUUCAUCAUCAGGAUCAAGGCCGGUGUCUACGAGGAGACCGUACGUGUUCCGCUGGAGAAGAAGAACGUGGUCUUUUUGGGUGAUGGUAUGGGCAAAACCGUCAUUACAGGAUCCUUAAAUGUUGGCCAGCCUGGCGUUACCACUUACAACAGCGCCACCGUCGGGGUUUUAGGGGACGGUUUUAUGGCACGGGACCUGACGAUACAGAACACGGCUGGACCAGAUGCGCACCAAGCCGUGGCACUCCGGUUGGACAGUGACCUAUCGAUCAUCGAGAACUGUGAAUUCCUCGGCCACCAAGACACGCUCUACGCCAACUCCCUGCGGCAGUACUACAAGGGUUGCCGCAUCGAAGGCAACGUAGACUUUAUCUUUGGCAACGCAGCCGCAGUGUUCCAAGAUUCGCUCAUUCUGAUCCGACCACGCCAGGUUAACCCGGAGGCCGGUGAGACCAAUACAAUCACGGCCCAUGGACGGAGCGACCCGGCCCAGUCCACGGGAUACGUUUUCCAGAAUUGUGCGAUCAAUGGAACGGAGGAGUACAUGGGCUUGUACCAUAGUAAGCCCAAGGUUCACAAGAACUUCUUGGGGAGGCCAUGGAGGGCGUAUUCAAGAACAGUUUUCAUGAACUGUAAUUUGGAGGAGCUCAUCAGCCCUACAGGGUGGAUGCCAUGGGACGGCGAUUUUGCGCUAUCGACACUGUAUUAUGGCGAGUUUGGAAAUUCCGGUCCGGGGGCUAAUAGAACGGGGAGAGUGCCAUGGAGUAGUGUGGUACCUGAGAAGCAUGUCAAUGCCUACUCCCUGCAGAGUUUCAUUCAAGGGGAUCAAUGGAUCUCUACAUCUUCUUGAUCAUUGGAAACCAAACUAUGGAUUAUUUUUUUGUUUCAAAAUACAUUUUAUACCCGUAAUCUAUUCUGAAAAUGUAUAUCAAAUACCAUCUUACUAUUGAUAUGUCUUUAAGGCUA